This is a messenger RNA of Naegleria fowleri, 711 nucleotides long. RefSeq lists its product as uncharacterized. The transcript is spliced from 2 exons. The coding region runs from base 1 to 711 and encodes 236 amino acids. Lineage: Eukaryota; Heterolobosea; Eutetramitea; Acrasida; Naegleriidae. Gene Ontology annotation, cellular component: cytosol. The record is from RefSeq and is a predicted model, not a curated record. Gene Ontology annotation, molecular function: 1,4-dihydroxy-2-naphthoyl-CoA thioesterase activity.
AUGAAAAAACAAGUUGUCAAAACCUUCUCUCGAGUCUUGAGCAGAAAUCAUCAUUCCGAAAAAUCAUCAUUCGCCCUCAGCAACAAGGCUUUGAAUAAUUUCAGUGUUGAAAUUACUCCUAAAUUGGGAGGGAUGCAAACAUCUGAAUAUCAUCAUGAUAUCAUCCAUGAGGCUUUGCAACAUUCGGAAUCGAAUCACCACCAUCAUUCUGUACAUUAUGCAACAACAGCUCUUGGAAAGAAAACUAAAUUGACAACCAUCUUCUACAAUAGAACACGAGAGGAAUGGUUGAAGUUGUUUAGUGAAAGACAAAAUUAUGGAAUUAUUUCUCACAUGGGAUUCAAAAUUGUGGAUGUGCCAAAAGAGGGAGAAUUAAUUGCUGAACUCACAGCAUCCAUUAAUCAUAUGGCUCCUAAUCAAUACAUGCACGCUGCUUCGAUCGUCUUUUUGGCUGAUACUGCAUGUGGAUUUGGAUGCUAUGCAAAUUUACCAUCAGUGCAUCACAAGUUCACGACCAUCGAGCUCAAGUCAAAUUUUAUUAGCAGUUCAAAAGUUGGAAAAAGGGUUGUUUGUAGAGCACAAUUAAUUCAUGCAGGCCAAUCCACACAAGUUUGGGAUGCAUUGGUUUUUGAGGACGAACUUGACACUGGAAAGUUAAUGGCUACCUUUAGAUGCACCCAGAUAAUCAUGGAUCCACGAUCAAAACAAUAA